AUUGAUUUUGCACCGGGUCACCGAUUUCUCGGCUUUCUCCGAUCGAAAGACUCUCGCACCGAAGAUUCUUCUAUCCACGGAAUAUUUUCCCGCUUGCCGAAUGAAAAAUGGACCGACAGGAAUGCAAUAUACGACGGAUGGGGAGACGUGUCUCGCGUCCCGAGUUAUUUACCUCAUAGUCGAUAUUUUCCAUUUCUCCGCGAGGAGUUAAACCAAAUCUUUUCAACACACCGGCCAAUGGAUUGCGUUGGCGAGGAUGUUCUUGCAAAGGCAGACUUAUUUUUCCCGAUUGGUCAAAUCCUAUCCGAUUCUGAAGCUCGUCGAUGUAUACGACCGUCAGUCGUUCAUACGGGCUUACGUGUUGGACAACGUGUAUAUCUGCGUGCUGAUGCAUAUACUUUUCUACGUGGCUCUGUGGUACGCCACCACGGUGAUUAAGAAAAUGGAAAAGUCGAACAAGGAGAUGUUAAAGAUCAUGGAGCAGAAUAGAACGAAAUUGGACGACAUAGGGGCGUUGAAGGAUAAGAAAACAGAGUACGACAAGGUCGUGGUUAAAGUGAAAGAAACGCAAAAAUUAACAUCGAACGAGUUGGAAGACGAAAUGCGAAAAUUGAGCUCGGAGUUGAUCAACGCCGCGGACAAGCUGUCGGAGUUGGAGAAGAUCGUGGAGAAAUUAAUUUUCAGUACAAGUCCAGCGGGAAAUCGUGCGAGAGUUCUGCGGGCGACGUCGCUGACCGAGAAAACGAGCACGCGGGCAAAAGUCUUACGGGCUCGCUCGAGAAUCUCAAGAUACUCGAACCGUCAUUUCCACCGCCCAUGCCUCCGGAACCUCCGCCCAGGAAAUAUGGGAUCUUUGUCACUCGACCUCCUGGCCAACGUCGUCCAACUCCCGCAGUUGCAACUGCGUCUACACCACCAAAAAUCGGAUUCAAGUAACUAUGCUUCUGUCGAGGCUUCCUCGGAAUCAGCAAUUUAUCAACAAACGGAAAAAUUGAUCUGGAGUGGUGGAGAUCGCCGACACAAUGAAAGAAGAAGAAAACGAUACGACAAAUUUUGGAACAAUGCCACUUCGUCACGAUUGAAUGUAAAGAAAUUGAACAGUGAAACUCUGAAAAACGUGACACCCCUUACUAAAUCUUUGUUGGGCCUCGUCACUAUUUUCACGAAGGAGAAAUUUUAAAUUUUUGUCCAGAUUUGUCAACUUUGUGUCAAAUUCGUAUUUGAAACUGUGUGUCCAUUUUUGUAUUAUUUUGUGCAAUAUAAACAAAAAAAAAUAAAUUUUUACCAAUUUGCGCAAUUA
Apis cerana (Asiatic honeybee) is the source of this 1300-nucleotide messenger RNA. RefSeq lists its product as uncharacterized. Lineage: Eukaryota; Metazoa; Arthropoda; Insecta; Hymenoptera; Apidae. The record is from RefSeq and is a predicted model, not a curated record.